UUCAUAUUCCUCUGCUAGACAAAUGCUUGUUUUCAACUUGAUGUUUCAAGCAGUAGAUUUCUCACUUGUGGCCAGCAUCUGUGAGUUGUUUUCCAGGUUAAAAAGUUCUGGAUAUAUCAUUGAUGGAACCUUGUAGUGACAACUGGCUGUGAUGUCAUAGACUCUUAAACUUCUAGAAGUUAUAUUUAGUCAUACCAGAGAUUAAACAGGAAAGAUGCUUACUAAAUGAGGUGGGAUCCAACAGGAGUGUAGUACAGAAUGUAAUAAUUUAUGAACUAACUUUUUCCUGAGGUAGCUCAACAGAAGAACUUUUAAUGAGGAAGGCAAAGGCUUAAGUAUCUGGUACAUUUGUCAUUCCUGAUGGUUAAUUUACUUGAAGGUUAAUAAGUUUGAAAUCUACCAGUCUUAGAGAUGGAAGAAAAGGAUGAAUCUGAACAGUCUAUCUCGGCAGGGAGGCAAGAAAUUCGAAAGAGAAGACAACCCAGCCAGCCCAUGGUAGAUAAAUCCCAGCAGACUGAAGUGACAGAGAAAAAGAAACAAUUGUCUAUACCACAAUCAUCUGGCCCCAAAGCUGCCCUUAGUAUUGGUAAUAUUCCUGGAAGCAAAUUAAACUAUGAAUGUAGAGUAUCUUCUCAACUUCAGCAAACUUGGGUAAAGAGAAAGCGUGUACAGGAUAUGGCUGAUAAGUCUCUGCAGACAGAAACUAUUGCAGAAGAGAAAAAAGAAGAAAUCAAGUUAGUUUGUGAAGCAGUAGUACCUGAGGAAAAGCCAGCUGCUGUUGAAGUAGGUCCUGAAUUUCCAGAGAGUGUUCAGGAAGUAGAAGUUCCACCAAGCAGAUACUCUGUUCAGGUCAAAACAGACAGAUCUCAGCAGACUACUUGUACUGGAGACUGGACAAUGAUGAACUGUCCUCAAAAAGAUAAACUAGACAAGGAACAGCAGACAUACUUUAGUGAAUCAGAAAUAGUGGUUAUUGGAUGGCCGACUAAUUCUUUUUCAAAGUCAAAGGAAGGUGCACAGAAGCGCAAAUCUUCAGGGAAUAUUUUUGUUAGUGAACAUCCUGAAUUUCAACCCACAACAAGUAGCAAUGAAGAAAUUAGGCAGCAAAGUAUUAGCAGAACAUUAUCUAUUUCACCAACCAAAAAAGAUUCUCCUGUACCUUUAGAAGAUGAGAAAGAUGUUCCAGGUGAAGUACAGCCUCCUGCUGCAGAAGAGAUCUCUGCUGAAGAACAGCUUCCACUAGCUGAGACCACUGCAGAAGAGGUUCCUGUGGCAGUUCAGCCUCCACCAGCUGAAGAGGCUCCUCUUGAAGUACAGCCUUCCCCAACUGAAGAGGCUGCUGGAGAUGAGGCCCCUGCUAAAGUAGAGGCCACCUCAUCUGAAGAGACUCUUUUAAAAGAGCCUCUUACUGAAGUUCAGCUUCCUGCAGCUGAAGAGGCUCCUAUACAAGAGGCCCCAGAACUUCAACUUUCACCAGCUGUGGAGUCCCCUUCAGAAGAGGCCCCAGCUGACAUUGAGCCUCCACCAGCUGAGGAGGCCCCUGCAGAAGAGGCCCCAGCUGAAGUUGAGCCUCAACCAGCUGAAGAGGCCCCUUCAGGAGAGCCCCCAGAGGUUCAAUCUCCACCAGCUGACGAGGCCCCUGCAGAAGAGCCCCCAGAAGUUCAGUCUCCACCAUCUGAGGAGUCCCCUGCAGAAGAGGCCCCAGCUGAAGUUGAGCCUCCACCAGCUGAAGAGGCCCCUUCAGGAGAGCCCCCAGAGAUUCAAUCUCCACCAGCUGAAGAGGCCCCUUCAGGAGAGCCCCCAGAGGUUCAAUCUCCACCAGCUGACGAGGCCCCUGCAGAAGAGCCCCCAGAAGUUCAGUCUCCACCAUCUGAGGAGUCCCCUGCAGAAGAGGCCCCAGCUGAAGUUGAGCCUCCACCAGCUGAAGAGGCCCCUUCAGGAGAGCCCCCAGAGAUUCAAUCUCCACCAGCUGAAGAGGCUCCUGCAGGAGAGCCCCCAGAGAUUCAAUCUCCACCAGCUGAGGAGGCUCCUGCAGAAGAGGCCCCAGAAGUUCAGUCUCCACCAUCUGAGGAGGCCCCUGAAAAAGAGGACCCAGAAGUUCAAUCUGUACCAGCUGGGCAGGCCCCUGCAGAAGAGCCCCUGGAAGUUCAGCCUCCACCAGCUGAGGAUGCCACUGAAGAGGAGGCCUCAGAAGUUCAGUCUCCACCAGCUAAAGAGACCCCUGAAGAAGCAGCCCUAGAAGUUCAGUCUCCACCAGCUGAGGAGGCCCCUGCAGAAGAGCCCCCAGAAGUUCAGUCUCCACCAGCUGAGGAGGCCCCUGCAGAAGAGCCCCCAGAAGUUCAGUCUCCACCAGCUGAGGAGGCCCCUGCAGAAGAAGCCACAGAAGAAGUUCAAUCUCCACCCACUGAGGAGGCUCCUGCAGAAGAGGCCCCUGCUGAACUUCAGCCUCCAUCAACUGAAGAAACUACUUCAGAAAUGGUCUCUGUUGAGAAACAGCCUUCACUCACUGAAGAGCCCUUUAUUACAGCAAUCUCCUUAGAGGAAACCUCUGCUGAAGUUCUGCUUCCACCAUUUGAGCAAACCCCUGCAGAUGAGGCUCUGGUAGAGAAUGUGUCUCCAGUAGAUCAGGCUCCAAAGGAAGCAGACGUCCUGGUGGCAAAAUUAGAAUCAGGGAAUUUGGAUGAUAAGCCAAAAUCUGAAGAGCCUUUAGAACGGGAUACUGUUCCUAAAGAUUCAUCUGGUACCAAGAAUGAAGGGGUUUCUUUUGAAAUAAAGGGUGUCAUCCAUAUAGAACUGGAAUAGGGGCGGCCUCCUCAGCUGUGGUCUGAUCUUAACUAAGCUAACAAUCAGAAACCAGGAGGUUCUGGGAAGUACGUACGUAAGAAAAUGGUAGGUAUAUUUGAAGGUAUUUGGAGAGAGCUUUGUGAAGAAGGAAGUGAAUGGAAAUCCUAAGACAUGGUUCCAAACAUAGUUUGGAAAAUGAGCAAUAAAAACUAGUGAUUUAAAAUUACUCUACUAUUUUUAUUCAAAUCUAAAGUGUAAUAAAAUAUCUAUUUUGAAAUGAAGUAAUUUUAUAAUUGAAAGA
This is a messenger RNA of Bubalus bubalis (water buffalo), 3085 nucleotides long. It is a transcript of the gene FSCB, whose product is annotated as fibrous sheath CABYR binding protein. Gene Ontology annotation, molecular function: calcium ion binding. Gene Ontology annotation, biological process: negative regulation of protein sumoylation. Lineage: Eukaryota; Metazoa; Chordata; Mammalia; Artiodactyla; Bovidae. The transcript has a single exon. The record is from RefSeq and is a predicted model, not a curated record. The coding region runs from base 412 to 2802 and encodes 796 amino acids. Gene Ontology annotation, cellular component: sperm principal piece; sperm fibrous sheath.